Molecule: messenger RNA, 1722 nt
Organism: Aureobasidium musti
Lineage: Eukaryota; Fungi; Ascomycota; Dothideomycetes; Dothideales; Saccotheciaceae
Source: the annotation of a GenBank genome assembly
AUGUUGAAUCGGAAAGAACUGCUCGUGGUGGAUGAUGUGGACUGGGAAACGAAAGGACUUCUCUCGGUGGAAUACACUGCCCAGCUGCUUGGCCGUGACGGCAGCGAGCGUGAGUUCGAGAAUCAUGUCAACGACCAUCCGGGCUGGCAGGACGACGAAGAAGAACUUGCACUUCCUGGUCUUAGGCAGGACCUGAUAGUACAGCGUCACCUCCACGUCAAUCAGCUUGUCGAACGCUUCCUACAACCUGUCUGGUAUGAUGAAGGCCACGAGUGGGCACUCAGCUCCUUGACGGAUCGGAAUAUCGCUCUAGGCUGGCCAGAGAAUCCUCAUCUUUUGGAACUUAACACUUUGCCAAGCAAGCCAAUCGGCAAGCAGAUCACCCGCGGUUAUCUACGGAACGAGAAGAGGCCACGCGUCGACGACGAAUGCGAAUAUGAAGACGAGGAAGACGAGUCUGAUCAGUUCACCAACUAUCUCGAGUGGGAAGACAUCAUCACCUAUGGUGAGCGAUGCGAUUCAGACACUCAAAUGCCCAAAAGCAUUGCGCAUUCUAUGAGACAACUGCCAUCAGUUACGUGUGCGCCCACGUCGAGUGUUGAGUCAGACGACAUUAUGGCACACGAAGCGAUCGACGGCACAGGAAAGAAGUGCAUUGACUGCAGCCACACCACGCAUGUCGCUUAUAGCACAAAGUUCUCUUACACUCUCUAUGUCAUUGGCCACAGAGAGGAGCCGCCUCAAACACUCUUUGCUUCCCUGAGCCGCAAGCUUCUGAGAAACGUUCCAUGGAUGCUACAUGUUUACGUUGUGCCCGACUUGGCAGCAGCGCUCGCACACAACGACGAUGAGAUGGCAAACCGACCUGCUUCUGGCCGGCUACCGACAAGCUAUGCUGGUCUGCCGGAGCAGCCUCAGUCACAUAUAUUCUGGUACAUCGAUGAGUACAUGGCUUGGGAAGCCGGUCCGAAGAUCGUCACGAGGGAUGCGAUGAUGACGAGUGCUGUUCUUGAAGUCAUGCACGUAGGUGGAUGGGAAGAUGCGGCCCAAAUGCUAUUCACCUAUCUUUUAAUCAUGGCUUCACUGAGUAUCGAUCAACCUCCUUCAAUAACUGCAUCUAUUUCUUUGACGAACACGCACCCAGAUCCUGGAAAAUGUCGUGCACCAGAAGAGACGCAUCUCACUCUGACGCUUGCUCUUGACGCUGCGGUGACAUGCAGCAUUACUGUCAAUACACGCGAUACGAUUUUGACCUCGAACGUCUAUCUUUGGGACGAAUUCUUGAUUGUCAUAGAUGCUGAAUCUAACGAAGAGGUGGUUCUGCCUCCAUCGCCAUCCCAUUAUUGGGACAAACCACGAACCUUGAGUGCAGAGCAGUUGCAAGAGCUGUCUUUCCCACUCUCUGCAACCUCGCGCGUUCGACACCAAAUGCUCACGCUUCGGCCUGGUGAGAAAACCGUUCGUACUGUCAGCUUUAAGAGCAGUUGCCUUCUUGAACGCUAUCAGGGCUCUCUAGAAGAGGGCAAACGUUACAAGAUUGUUCUGAAACCGGAUCAGACAGUCCAAAGAUGGAUUAUGGGUGAUCUGGAAGACGCAAAUGGGCCACUCGGCGUGAACGCAAUAUCGAUACUCGACGCAGGAGGACCUGCACAAUUCGUCUUCGAGGGGCCAAACCAAGAGGCGGCGUCCUUUGCACUGCCUCAUUGUCAUAUCGGUGUAUGA